AUGUCCAAAGACAUCAGCAGCAGUUGCUGCUGCCGCAGCAGCGGCAGCAGGAACUGCAGCAGCAGCAGCAGCAGCAGCAGCAAAGCAAACAAGAAUCUAGGCACUUUGCGGCUGCAGAUAUCAGGAAGCUCCCUAUACACCGCAGCACGUAGGCGACCAGCAGCAGCUGCUGCAGUUGCUGCUGCUGCUGCCGCUGCAGUUGCUGCAGCAGCUGCUGCCAAGAAGGCACGUAAGGAUGGCUUAGUCCUCCAUACAAACCCUCCAUCAUUCUUGGUGUCUCCUCCUGAGGCAUAUGUUCGUUUGCUGCUGCAGCAGCAGCAACAGCAGCAGCAGCAGCAGCAGCAGCAUAUGCCUUUGCAGCAAGAAGAUGAGAGGCGUAUACACCUGGCAGUAUCCGAUGUUCUUAACAGCAACCAGCUGCAGCAGCAACAGCAGCAGCAGCAGCAGCAGUAUGAGCUGCUGCAAGGCAGCAGCAGGGGUCUGGAGGUAGCAGCAAUUAGAAUGCCUGUCGGCAGCAGCAGCAGCAGCAGCAGCAGCGGUUUUGCUGCUGCUGCUGCUGACCUGCUGCUGCAGCUGCAGCAGGAGCUGCUGUUCCACAACCAACUGCAGCAGCAGCACAAAGAGCCCUCCCGUGCCCGCCUGGUUGCUGCACCAUCAGCAGCAGCUGCUGCAGCACGACCAGCAGCAGCAGCAGCGCCUGCUGCUGCUGCUGCUGCUGCACCUGUAGUUGGGCUGCUGUGGCGUCAGCCUCUAACGUGGCAGCUGCUGCCUCUGCGUGUGUCUCUGCAGCGGGAGAUCCCACUGCAGCAACAGCAGCAGCAGCAGCAACAGCAGCAGCAACAGCAGCAGCAGCAACGGAAGCGACAACAGCAGCAAAAGCAACAACAAGAAAAGCAGCCACAGGAUGCUGCAGUGGCCCAUCAUCAGCAGCAGAAGCAGCAGCAGGCAGAACAGCAGCAGCAGCAGCAGCAGCAGCAGAUUGCUGAGAUAUGGUUGACUAUAGGAGAAGGCCAUAACACUGAGCAUCUGCUGCUGCGUCUGCUGCCACCUGCUGCUGCUGCUGCUGCUGCAGCAAGUGCAACAGGAGCAGCAACAGCAGCAAACGCGCCUCUGCAGUUGGAGGUAAUUGCUGUUAGUACACCUGCUGCUGCUGCUGCUGCUACUGCUGCUCGUGGGGUGUCUCUGCUACAGCCAGAUCUGCUGCUGUCUGUUGCUGCUCUGCUGCAGCAACGACUGCAGCAGACGCAGCAGCGGCGUCUGAUGCUGCUGCAGCAGCCUGCUGGCCUCCCCAGGAGGAGACCGGCAGCAGCUAGCAGCAGCAGGCACACCAGCAGCAGCAGCAGCAGCAGAGGCAGCAGGAGGCAGCAAACAGCCUUCCUAGCAGCAGCAAUAAAUACACGGCCUAUACGCAUGCAACUCCCUCGUGUUUGUAUACAUUAA
Eimeria maxima is the source of this 1440-nucleotide messenger RNA. RefSeq lists its product as hypothetical. NCBI's taxonomy places the organism in Eukaryota, Apicomplexa, Conoidasida, Eucoccidiorida, Eimeriidae. Bases 1 to 1440 code for a protein of 479 amino acids. The transcript has 2 exons. The record is from RefSeq and is a predicted model, not a curated record.